AUCUAUGCGCGGAGUGCAGCACUGGAGGGCCGGCCAUGUUGGAACGACGGCAGAGGCCCCUAGCGGAUCGAUGGGCGACGCGGCCGACAUUCCGUGAGCGAGCCGGCCGUGUUGGCGUCGCGUUGGCUGCGCGGUUGUACCGUCGUUUCCUGCAGCGUUGAGCUGCGUGGCACUUCUUCCCUCCCCCCAGAACCGCUCCGCCCGCCGCCCGGACCGCAGUGCCUGCACGUCGUUACCGAGACCUGGAGCUUCGCCCGCAUCGUCCUCCCGCGCCUACUUCUUCGCACUCAACGCAACUGCUUCACCAUGGUGCAGGCUUCCACGUACGGCAAGGCGAUCGUGUUUACGUGCACGGUGGGCAUCGCCCUGUGCGUGUACGCGUUCGUCGUGGAAGAGAGGAAGUCGCAGGAUGCGAAAUACCAGGCCGUAUGCGAUCUCAGCGAGCACAUGAGCUGCUCUCGUGUGCUCACGUCGCCGUACGCCAAGGGCUUCGGGCUGGUGCGCCACGUCCUAGGCGAGGACUCGCCGCUGAACGUGCCCAACAGCAUCCCCGGGGGUGUGAUGUUCACGCUCUUCGCCCUGCUCUGUUUUCUCCAGAGAGCGUGGACCGCGAGGAUUCAAUUGGUGCUGGGCAUUUUGUCUAACAUCAGCUCAGUCUACCUGGGCUCCAUCCUCUACUUCGUGCUGCAAGACUUCUGCGUCAUCUGUGUGUCUGUGUACGCCAUCAACUUCAUCAACCUGGUCCUGGCCUUCCUGCGCCUCAGGGCGUUGACCUCUAAGCCAGUGGGCAAGCAGAAGGGCCAGCAGAAGUCGCAGAAGGGCCAGAAGGGAGGCAAGCAGCAGCAAAACGACAAGCAGAAGUCUCCGCAGGCGGAGAAGAAGAAGGAAAAGCAGAAAUCGCCGCAGGCGGAGAAGCAGAAGCAAAACCAGCAGAACGGUAAGGUCAAGAACCAGCAGAACGACAAGCAGAAGAGCCCGAAGACGCCUAACAGCAAGAAGAAGAAUUAGCACUUUCAUUCUGAAACGUCUGCGCUUUGGUCCACAGUUGUUGAGAAUUGUUGUGAAGCAGACUAUGUUGUGAUGUUGUUUAGGGGCAUCUUUCUCAGACAACUAAAAAGUAAAAUCGUACACAAGAUGCACUGUUGCGCGAACCUUGUGAUGGUGAAUGUAAUUUGCUUCAAAUGAUGCGAGAAGAACAUUCUAUGACCUAAACGCUAUGAACUCAGAUAAUGCUGUUCCCCAAGUGAUAGCUUCGCGAAUUUUUUGGAACUCUCCGUAUUUUUCUGACAUGAUAUAUUGCUUUGUGUGGUUUUUUUAUAAGAAAGUUUCAAGAAAAUAUUUAAAAAUGUUUUCACUUGGCUGAGGUUAUUAUAUAGUUUGUGUGUUGUUAAAUUCAGAACUAGUCAUGUACACAAAGGUGUGUGCUGCAUUUUUGGGACAUAGUGGCAUAUAAAAUUUAGGAAUUUUUUAUCCUCCAAUAUAACUGAUAUGAGGGAGAGGAAUUAACUGCAUGCUUGUGUGCUAUCACACUGUUCUAAUCAUGUUUUCAGGGACAUUAUGUAGGAGGUAAAAUGUAUCAGAUAUCUCAAAGUGCAAUCAUACUAGUAGUUAUUUUAAUGGAAAGUAUGCAAAGUACAUACUUACAUUUUUGAAAGCCCAAGUAAAAAAAUCAAUUAAUUGAAUUAAAAGAAAUUGGCUCACUUUUUAAUUAUUUAUGUAGGAUAUAUAACUAUUCAGUUCAUUAAACAUUCCAGAGAACAGCAGAAGCUGAAUUUGUUAAGUGUGUAUUGAAGAUAUUAAUACUAUUAUUAUUCUUGAGUGAGAGUUGCUUGUUAACUAUUUUGUAUUCUUCAUUAUGGUUUAUAUUUACAAAAGCUCUAUCACAUUUAGAAGUUGUUGAUUUGUUAUUUUCUUUUUUUGUGGAAUAAUUAUUCAGUGUCUCCCUUGUAAUUAUUAUUUCGUAUAAAUGCAUUUCAUGAGAUUUUAUAAAAUGUCGACAAAUAUUUUCAGGAGAUAUAUAUAUUUUUGUAAUGCCUUGAUUUUUAUGAAUAGACCCUUAAACAAUGUAAUGUAAAAAAGUAACAAUUUUAUACAAACUGUUGAGAUAGAGCCAGAGUUCACGAAGAUAAAUAAACGAAAACAAUGUUUUAAACGCCUCUGAUUAAAACGCACUGCCCUUAGCUCUAGCGCGGUAGGACGCUUUGGACGCACGCAGCAGGCGAGUAUCGAUCCCGGGGCCUUGGCUCGAGUAUUGAUUCGAGCCUGACCUUCAUUCCGCACGCCGACACGUGGCCGUUGAACUCGGACGGCGUACGUGUUGGAAGCACGGUGGCGCAGAUAGUUCAGUGCAUCGCCGACAGAUGUCAGCACGGAGUUCGUCGGCGGUGGCGCGCUCUCACGAGCUUCGUGCGUAAUAACGUCGCAGUGGAGCAGGGGGUUUCUAGGUCAUGACGACGCCAUAUGCUGCGAACGACGCGGGAAUGGAGUAGAGAGGGUGAAAGGCCGAGAAAGUCCGCGAGCUGAUGCUGUGUCAGCCGUACUGUGGAAGGGUCAUGGGUGCAGAGAUAUGAGGUUAUUUAACAGCUGGCGGUCUGAUAGCUCUUGUUUGUAAGGGUUAUCUUAUCGAUUGACUUCAACGUGGCUGCCUGACUAGGCUUGCGUUGACAUAAAGUUAUUUCACGCUCAAUUCUUAUGUUGCAACGGCAUUUCUUCCAAUAUCUUGGAAUACGUUCCAUCCCUUAAGGAUGAACUUGGAAUUAAAGAAUAUUUGCCAGUAUGUUAAACAGUAACAUUGUACCGAAAGGCGUAUCGAUUGGUAUCUCUUGUAGAACUUCCGAUAGUUUCAAUAGAAUUUUAUGCACCAAUGGAAUAAAAAAUAUUCUUUAAUUCCACUUUAUUUUGCGGAAUGUUAACAAUUAAUUGUAAAGAAACGUAAAAUGGCAGUUUCCGGAGCCUAAAAUUCUGGACAUUGAGUCAUGUGAAAUUGUCUAUAUUUCAGUAAUUUAUUUUGCUCUAAUAUCAAAAAUAUUUUCAUAACCUUAAUUUAUAUUGGGAAAAUUUACCCUCUGAAGUAACCUUUCUCUUUGUAAUGAGGUUGAUUUGAUCUAACAACUAAUGUAAACAAAGUUUUACAAAUCUCUUCUUUCAAAUCUUGCCAAAACAUUUUAACAUUUAAAAGGCAAUAAUUUAGGUUUACAUAAUGACAUUGACUGUUAAAAGCAAAUGUGAAAUGGAUAUGUAGAAAUGUUGCAAUGUUUCAUUACUUCCAUUGAACCUUCAACCGCCAAUCUUUUCUUUUCCUUUGUAUUCACACACACUAAAGGCGACCCUUGUGUGAGUGCGUCGUUUCUAGAAGGAUAUGAAAAUUCUGUCCUCUACCUUUCUUAAGCAAUUUCUAAAGUACUGGAAAAUGGCAGGUGCAAGAACACGUCUAAUGACCUGAAUCUCGCCAUUCACAAAUACAAUG
This is a messenger RNA of Gryllus bimaculatus (two-spotted cricket), 3466 nucleotides long. Lineage: Eukaryota; Metazoa; Arthropoda; Insecta; Orthoptera; Gryllidae. The record is from the annotation of a GenBank genome assembly.